AAAAAAACUGAGGCAGUCAUGUGCAGCGAAGCAAACAGGAUCAUAUAGAUUUGAGAGCUCAUCGCCCUCUUAUAAAAACUUUCAGAGCUUUUCAGAGACUUGUAUAAGGAAGAGAAAGAAGAGAGGCGAAAGUGAAAGCUGGGAAAUCUGAAAUAUAUAUCGAAUCCGAUAUCCUACUUUUUUCAGUUUCCAUGGUUUCUAGGGAGCACAAGAGGGCAGCACUCUAUGAAAAGCUGCAACUUCUUCGUUCUAUUACUAACUCUCAUGCUCUAAACAAAACCUCCAUCAUAGUAGAUGCCUCCAAGUACAUUGAAGAGCUAAAACAAAAGGUGGAAAGACUGAAUCAAGAUAUUGUAAAUGCACAAACUACUUCAUCGUCAAGUGACCAAACUUCGUUGCCUGUGGUUACAGUGGAAACCCUAGAAAAAGGAUUUCUGAUAAAUGCGUUUUCUGAGAAGAGUUGCCCAGGUUUGCUUGUGUCCGUUCUGGAAGCUUUCGAAGACUUGGGUCUCAAUGUGCUUGAAGCUAGGGUUUCCUGUGCAGACAGUUUCAGGUUACAGGCAGUUGGAGGAGAAAAUGAAGAGGAAGGUGAAAGCAUUGACGCUCAUGCAGUAAAGCAAGCAGUGGCAGUGGCUAUAAAAAACUGGAGUGAAAAUACCGAAAAUGAGUAAUCAAGAUUCGGUUGCUAUAUAUAGCUACCUAGGUAUGUUUGAUGAUGAUCAUCAUCAGUUUUCGCUUUCUUGGAUAAUGAUGUAGCUUAUCAAGGAAUUAAUCAAGCUUCAAACAACUUCAGUAUUAGAUCGGUUUUGUUGUAGUAGCUAGUUGGCUAGGAUGGCAUGAAUGAUAUGUUGAUUAUCAAGGAAUUAAUCAAGCUUUAAACAACUUAGUUACAAA
Molecule: messenger RNA, 894 nt
Organism: Pyrus x bretschneideri (Chinese white pear)
Lineage: Eukaryota; Viridiplantae; Streptophyta; Magnoliopsida; Rosales; Rosaceae
Product: transcription factor SCREAM2-like
Exons: 4
Coding region: 192-671 (159 amino acids)
Biological process (GO): regulation of DNA-templated transcription
Cellular component (GO): nucleus
Molecular function (GO): sequence-specific DNA binding; DNA-binding transcription factor activity
Source: RefSeq, a predicted model, not a curated record